AUGAACUGGAUCUACGAUGUUGGUACACUAGUUCCUGGUGACCAACCGGUUGUUAGGAGCAAGACUCUGGAUGAAUGGGUUGGUAAAUUGGAACGUGUGAAGGUUACAGUAAGAAGUGAGCCUAGUAAAACUUUUGCUGGGAGGAUGGCGACAGAUUUGGUGGAACGGACUGCGAAGAGGCUUGUUGGUGAGAAAGGCAAGGGUGAGACAAGUAUGAGAUGGAAGGAGAAGGAUAUAGAAGACGAUGAAGGGUUCAAGAAAGACGAAUGCAAGAUGCAGACAAGAACACACAGUCACUAUUCAUUUUCGCGUCCUUCUCACGCAGAAGAUAUGCUAGAGUCAGCCGGCCUUGUCACGCUGGUUUCUAAAUCAUCGCCUAACCUACUCCUUGAUCUUCCAUUGGAGAUUCGAGAUGAGAUUCACAAGUACGCCUUCGGAGAUGCUGCCCGCUCAUUUGUCGUCAGCACAGAAAUCUCAGCUUAUGCGUUCGCAAGCGCUUCCACCUACUGA
Alternaria postmessia is the source of this 510-nucleotide messenger RNA. RefSeq lists its product as uncharacterized. NCBI's taxonomy places the organism in Eukaryota, Fungi, Ascomycota, Dothideomycetes, Pleosporales, Pleosporaceae. The transcript has 2 exons. The coding region runs from base 1 to 510 and encodes 169 amino acids. The record is from RefSeq and is a predicted model, not a curated record.